CAACGGGCCACACGCACCCGCGGUUGCCCGUGGCGCUGCCCCGGAGGAGGCCGCUUCCCGUGGGGGCCGCCGGCGGGGCGGCCGCGGCGAGCCCGCCGCCGGCGCCGCGUUCGGUGGCCUGCGCGAGUUCUUCGUGCAGAAGCUGCGCGUCGACGAGGUGCUGACCCACGACGCCCUCCUCCGCCGGUGCCGCGGCGAGGAAGCCGCGGGCGGCCCCGCCACGGCGGUGGCCGCCGCGGCGGCACGAGGAGCGGCGGACGACGACAGCAGCUCCGACGACGACGGAUCGGGCAGCGAGCGCUCCGCGCUCGGCGGCGCCGACCUGCUGAGCCUAAGGGACCUGGUCGGGGACGACCCGUCGGUGCUAGGCGCGGUGGCGGUGCCCCCGGCAGGAGACGAUCCUGCACCGCUCCGCGGGGUGACCACGGCUGGACGAGCGGCUUUCGAGGAGACGAGUCGCACCGCUGCGAGGGGACGAUUCGCACCGAUCCUCACCAGGUCGAGGGGACGCUUCGCUUCGCAGCGCUUCGUGCGGGCGGUUUUGGGGGGUCCCACUAGGGCCGUCUUGUGAGCCCC
Messenger RNA from Prorocentrum cordatum, 576 nucleotides. Lineage: Eukaryota; Dinophyceae; Prorocentrales; Prorocentraceae. The record is from the annotation of a GenBank genome assembly.